This is a messenger RNA of Nasonia vitripennis (jewel wasp), 1646 nucleotides long. RefSeq lists its product as uncharacterized. Bases 279 to 1202 code for a protein of 307 amino acids. The record is from RefSeq and is a predicted model, not a curated record. The transcript is spliced from 3 exons. Lineage: Eukaryota; Metazoa; Arthropoda; Insecta; Hymenoptera; Pteromalidae.
AAUUGGGAUUGCCUAAAUUUGUCUUGACGCGUUAUUUCAAUUCGGUUUUAACAUUUUGACAAAAGUAACUUUUUGAUAUGAAAUAAUGAAAAUAUAUGGUAUAAUAAAUUCUUAAAUCAUUUUUCCGCAAUUUUUACGAAGUUUAUUUAAUUGUAAAACAGAAUUAAAAAUACGCAAAAUUACGAAUUCAAGCUUUCUGAUUAUAACGCGCUCUCAUUGGUCAAAGCGCGCGUGACGUCAUACCGUAGAUCAACAGCAUUACAGUGUAUGGAGAUUGAAUGUUGUCUCUGAAAAUUAGUACAAUUAAAUGUUGUUCAUUGUUCAUUAAUAUUCGAGCUGACUGGAGAAAUUUGCCCAAAGUAAGUUUGGUGACAGUGUGGAAAUUCUUUCAUAAUGAUGACAGAUUUAAUGCUCCGGAAAUAAGAUCAUCUAAAACAUUCAAAUCAGGUCGUGAAGAGUAUGGAGACACAGCAAUAGGUUAUGUUUGCCUACGGAGAGAGAGACAAAACUGUAUUGUAAAAGCUGCAGUUUGCCCUGAACAUAAAGUCAGAGACAAGCCUUAUAUAGUUUCAAUUACUAUUAAUGAAGAGGAGGAGCAAGUUCUUAACUUAACGUGCUAUGAUUGUCCAGCAGCAAAUGGAGGAUGUAAACACGCAGUGGCAAUAUUGAUGUGGUUGCACCGACGGUCUUCAGAACCUUCGCCAACUGAAGUCAAGUGCUAUUCGAGAAAGUCUGUACUGUCUGCAGCUGUUACUUCUGUUAAAUACAAGACAGCACAAGAAAUAAAUGGAUAUGAAACACCAUUAGAUGAAAGUAAAUUGGACAAUUCUAAUUUUCUUUCAAAAAUUGUAAAGCAUGCAGAAGAAAAACAACUGGAUAGUCAACUGAGUAGACAUUGUUUCAAGUUAAAAGAACGUGAAGUGUUAGCAUUAUCUUUACAUCAGUUAUUAAUAGAUUUUAUGUCAACUGGAAAAUCAAGUGCAGAUGAUUUUAUUGCAUUCGCUUCUUCUCGCAUGGAUGACAGGUUAUGCAAAGAAGCUGAGAUGAGGACUAGAGAUCAAAGUGAUAAUGUCCUUUGGUACAAGCUUAGAUAUGGCAGAAUUACAGCAUCUAAGCUAUACGAAGCUGCCCAUUGCAAGACCGGUGAUGGAAGUUUUGUUAGAACUGUCAUUGGAGCAGCUAAGGUGUUCGACACCCAAUAAAUGCAACAAGGAAGAAUGCUAGAAAAAAAGAAGUUCUGAAAGAAGCACUCAAGCAAGUAAAAACCAGUUAUAGAUAUUGUGGCUUCGUACUUCAAUCAAGUCAUCCCAUUUUUGGAGCAUCGCCUGAUGGCCAAUGCAGUGAGUUUGUUUGUGAGGUUAAAUGUCCUUCAAGUGCUAAGGGAUUUCAAAACUUUUUGCCAAAUGGAGAGGACAAUCAAAAGUGUAUGGCUCAAAUGAAUCUGCAAAUGUUUUCGACUGGCUUAACCAAAGGAUUAUUUAUUGUAGCUGAUCCAUAUUUUGAAAACACGUAACAAGUAACUCUGAAAUGGAUAGAAUAUGAUCAAGAUUUCACUAAAUUAUUAAUGGAUGAAUCAAUGAGAUUUUGGAAAGAAAAUAUAUUUCCUAAGUUAUUAGAAAGUGUAAAAAUAUAACUGUCGUACUGAA